GAUUCGUUAACAGAUUCAGGAGUUCGCGUACGGAUUUGUGAUAUUACUGCUUUCUUCGGAGUUACCGAGAAUGAACGUGAAUGCAGUUGUUAAAUGCAUGAAGUACAUCUUUUUAGUUGGUGUCCUAGUUGGCGUCAGUAAGGGGAUUCACGUUUUUAUGAAUCGACCUGUCUGCAAUAGUGUUCAUAUUUGAAUAUGCUUUGAAAGAUCGGAUUGUGAGCUUGGUUGUGUAUAGUGUUAAUAUUUGACUGAAGCUGUUCAAUGGUCGCAGUGUUGUUUUCAGUAUUAUCUGCUUGGACACAACCGUAGAUAAGUUGUUAUUGCUUCUGUAUUACCAACUGAAUUAGUGUCUCAGAUGUUGGAAUACCUGGACAGCAUAUUUUCAUUAUUUGAGUGAAUUUUAUUGCAAGCAGUUGUUGAUGCAACAGUGGAGAGUGAUGACAGUUUCAUGCGAGUGUUUGUCAAUAAGAGGUGCGUAAGAGUGCAGUGUUUCUUAUUGUUAGUGUCCACGACGUAUUCUUUAAACCAUGUUUGCGAACGACAUCGUAAAAGAUUUCUUCCACGCGGCAGUGACAACCGGCAACUUGCAAGCUGUCAGAGAAAUGCUGGCGAAAGGAGCAGACAUCGAAGCCGCCGAUUCUUUCAAGUUACGACCGGUCCAUAUUGCUGUGGGGCACGGCCAUUUGGACAUUCUUAAAGCGCUUAUCGCAAGGGGCUGUAAUGUAAAUUCACGUGCAUCUUGCCCUUCUCCGAUUUUAAAAAGGGUCGAGCAGCGUUUGACGCCACUACAUUUUGCAGCUGAAUGUGCUGACCCAAACUUCGCGGUCACUUUGAUCCGUGCUGGAGCUUGUGUAAACGCCAAGAGUAGUUCCAAUGUGUCGCCACUGCACCUUGCAGCACAACACGGUCAUUUGCCUAUAGUGAAGGCACUAGUUUCUGCUAAUGCUGAAAUGAAUGCCGAGGACGACAGAAAAUUCACUCCUUUACUUUACGCCGUGGAGAACAAUUUCGAAGACGUAGCAAAAUUUCUUGUACAGAGCGGUGCUGUUGUAAAUACUAGAAAUUCGGACCGCGCGACGCCGUUGCAUUUCGCAGCAGAGAAGGGAAAUGUUAACAUAACAAAGUUGUUGAUCGAGAACAGUGCCGCUAUUAAUGUAAAGAGUCGGCGAAGCUUUACUCCGUUGCAUGUGGCCAUACAAAACAGGCAUGCCGCAGCAAGUCAGCUUUUGAUUGACAGUGGAGCAGAUGUGAAUGCGAGAAAUACCGAAGGAUGGACCCCUUUGCAUAAUGCAGCAUACAGUGGCUACCCAGCGGAAACCGCAAGACGUUUGAUUGCAAAAGGUGCUAGCGUGAAUGCCAAAGACAGGCUUGGAUUAGCACCAUUGCACCUUGCUGCAGAUACAGAUUUCGCUGACAUAGUAAACAUCCUGAUCGAAAACAAAGCUGACGUUAAUGUCACUGACGAUCGAAUGUGUACACCACUGCAUAGCUCGGCUGGCAAGGGCAGCUUGGAUACCAUAAAAGUUCUUAUUGCUAGUGGCGCUACAGUUGAUGCGAGGUCUCAGUACCAAGCUACGCCAUUGCAUUUUGCAGCAAACUACUGGCAUGUCGAGGUAGUUAAAUAUCUGUUGGCAAAAGGAGCCGCAGUUAAUGCAACUGAUCACACAAACUGCACGCCACUUCACUUAGCAGCAGACGAGCUUUCCGCCCACCGCAGUUCGGGGGCACAGCCACAGGAUUCUAAAUUGAAUACCGUAAAAGCUCUAAUUGAAAACGGAGCAGAUAUGAACGCAAAGGAAAGCAACGGUGAGACAGCUCUGCACAUAGCUGCAAAGUAUGGAGAUUCAGUCGUAGCUAAAUGCCUGUUAGAGAAUGGUGCAUAUUAUGACGUGAAGGCCAAAUCUUAUUCUGGUAACGUUACCGUUUCAGACUUUGCCGCGGCGAGUAGAAACGAGAGUAUAAAUGCGUUAUUGCGUGCUACUGAGGAGCUGUUUCACGCUGUGAAAAUAUCCAAGUGUGCUGAAAUAGAAAAAUGUCUACAAGAAGGGGCAUCAGUCAACAGCAGAAGUAUCAAGUAUGGAACACCACUUAUGUAUGCAUCUUGGAAAGGUCAUUUAGCCGUUGUUAAUUUUCUGCUAAAAAAUGGGGCCAGUAUCAAUCUAAGCAACAGUAAUGGCAUUACUGCACUACAUUAUGCAGCAAAAUUCGGGCAUUAUGAAAUAUUGUGUGUGUUAUUACAACAUGGUGCUGUAUACAAUGCAAGAACCAAAACAGGUAAGAAAACGCCACUACAUUUCGCUCAAGAAGGAGGGGGAAAAGAACUUAUAGAGACACUAGAACUGAUCGAAUGUGUAUUUGCCAGAAUAAACAAUAAGGAUAACAUAGUGCUGAAGGAGUUAAACGAAUUAAAGGACAAAAAAUAUGCCGAAUUUCUUGCCAUAAAAAACUGCAAAAAUGUAAAUGGUGAAACCCUGACACAAAUAGCUUCAAAAAACGGAUGUGGGGAACUUCGUAAAGUGUUCAGUGAUUUGUAAUAGAACGGUUGUUUAUUAUCCAUCUAUACCAGUACCGGUAAUAGUUUCAGAAAAGAAACUGAAAUUAUACAACAUAAUGUUAAUUUGCUGAGAUUUUGUAUGCUGUGAAAGAAUAUUUUGUUGUUUUAAUUAACAAAAUAACGACUGUCAACUGAAAAUAAAAUUGCUUGACAGGGUAAUUGCAAUCUACGCACAUUUGAGGUGUUUAAAUGGUUAUCAUGUAUUUCAUUCUACUGAUAGUUCACUGGUAAAAAAUAAAAUUAGGUUCCCCCCUGUAGCAUUUCUUACGAGAUUAUUGUGAAUACCCCCAUGCAUCAGUACUCAAGCUUUCUUUAACGUAAAACUUUUCAGAAGUUUCAAAGCAUUUGUGUAAAUUUUCAUAAAAUAGAUGCAUUUAUUUGGGAACUGAUACAAUUGUGCCUGCUAUU
Schistocerca piceifrons (Central American locust) is the source of this 2962-nucleotide messenger RNA. Its product is annotated as ankyrin-1-like. The record is from RefSeq and is a predicted model, not a curated record. The transcript has a single exon. Gene Ontology annotation, molecular function: protein binding. Bases 528 to 2534 code for a protein of 668 amino acids. Lineage: Eukaryota; Metazoa; Arthropoda; Insecta; Orthoptera; Acrididae. Gene Ontology annotation, cellular component: nucleus; cytoplasm.